Molecule: messenger RNA, 810 nt
Organism: Mizuhopecten yessoensis (Yesso scallop)
Lineage: Eukaryota; Metazoa; Mollusca; Bivalvia; Pectinida; Pectinidae
Product: involucrin-like
Exons: 4
Coding region: 1-810 (269 amino acids)
Source: RefSeq, a predicted model, not a curated record
AUGUCACAGCAUACUAAAACCAUGCUGCUGUUAAUGCUGGUUACAAUGAUCUGUUGCGGGACAGCUUUUAUACUCAUGAAGGUCACCAUGGGCACAACAGAGGCGUUCCAGGUUCGUGUAAUAAGUCUGGUCCAGGUAACGUGUAAUAAUACUUGUCCAGUCCACCUACAACUACAACAAGUCCACCUACAACUACAACAAGACCACCUACAACUACAACAAGUCCACCUACAACUACAACAAGCCUACCUACAGCUACAACAAGUACAUCUUCAGAAACAACAAGUCCAUCUACAACUACAACAACUACAACAAGUCCACCUACACCUACAACAAGUCCACCUACAACUACAACAAGUCCACCUACAACUACAACAAGUCCACCCACAGCUACAACAAGUCCACCUACAGCUACAACAAGUCCACCUACAACUACAACAAGUCUACCUACAGCUACAACAAGUACAUCUUCAGAAACAACAAGUACAUCUACAGCUAAAACAAGUACAUCUUCAGAAACAACAAGUCCAUCUACAACUACAACAAGUCCACCUACAACUACAACAAGUCCACCUACAACUACAACAAGUCCACCUACAGCUACAACAAGUCCACCUACAACUACAACAAGUCCACCUACAACUACAACAAGUCCACCUACAACUACAACAAGUCCACCUACAACUACAACAAGUCCACCUACAACUACAACAAGUCCAUCUACAACUACAACAAGUACAUCUUCAGAAACAACACCUCCAUAAAUGUACACUAAGGAAAAAGCAUUACCAGAUACAGAAACGACAGUAA